Olea europaea var. sylvestris is the source of this 686-nucleotide messenger RNA. RefSeq names its product 40S ribosomal protein S15a-1. Bases 151 to 543 code for a protein of 130 amino acids. The record is from RefSeq and is a predicted model, not a curated record. Lineage: Eukaryota; Viridiplantae; Streptophyta; Magnoliopsida; Lamiales; Oleaceae. Gene Ontology annotation, cellular component: cytosolic small ribosomal subunit; ribosome. Gene Ontology annotation, biological process: translation. Gene Ontology annotation, molecular function: structural constituent of ribosome. The transcript is spliced from 4 exons.
UAGGUUAUUACGACAUGGAGUUCUUUCUCAGAAGCUCAAAGCCCUAGCUCUCCUGGUGUGGCGCCGGGUCUGACAUCUCUAUUAGUUUCCUGAGUAAGGAUGCAUAUGAUAACUUGUGUAUAUGUGGUACAGCAGUAUCUGUAAGCAAAGAUGGUGAGAGUUAGUGUACUGAAUGAUGCUCUGAAGAGCAUGUACAAUGCAGAGAAGCGGGGGAAGCGUCAGGUCAUGAUUAGACCCUCAUCCAAGGUCAUUAUCAAGUUUCUCUUGGUGAUGCAGAAGCAUGGAUAUAUUGGGGAGUUUGAGUAUGUUGAUGACCACCGAUCUGGUAAAAUUGUGGUCGAACUAAAUGGAAGGUUGAACAAGUGUGGAGUCAUCAGCCCUCGCUUUGAUGUUGGUGUCAAGGAAAUUGAGGGAUGGACUGCAAGGUUACUUCCCUCCAGACAGUUCGGAUACAUUGUCCUGACGACGUCUGCAGGCAUCAUGGACCAUGAAGAGGCAAGGAGAAAGAAUGUUGGUGGAAAAGUGCUUGGCUUCUUUUAUUAGGCUAAUGUUGUUCUAUGGACGUGUUUGAAUUUUUUUUCUUAUUCAAAGAGCUUUUUAAUGUACCAUUGAGAUUGUCGACACCAACGUUACACCUCUAUAUAUUUUGUUUUAUUUGCUUUCAACACGAGUUGAGAUUUAAACUA